AUGCUUCUGUCAAGGAUUUUCGUUCUUCUAUCGUGUAUUAACUAUGCUUCGCUCCAAGCGGUGGGUUCGAGACAAACAAUACCGGUGAAUGAUGCAUUGCUGAAAAGCGACGUCGACACGAGCAACGCAAUCUCGUUUUUCAAUGACAAACAAAGGCGUUUGAGAGUGCACGACACCGAUGACGAAGAUCGCAGAGCUUAUCUUGUUUCAGAGGAUGAAGAACGACAUCUGAUAGGAAGCAUUAUUGAAGCCGUUAGAAAUUACCUCGACCCAACAUACCACAGUGUGAAGAUGUUUGUCGACCCACGCAAAACUCAUCAGGACCUCUAUCAAGCUGGAGUGGAUUCUUCAGCCUUACAUUCAGCGUUGUGUAUUAGUGAAAUCAAAACAGAUCUUGAUAUCAAAAAAGCUCGUUAUAUAGCGUUGAUACCAACUUCAUGGACUCGCGAAGAACUCGUGGCCAAGUGGCGGGGGUAUGAUGAUUAUUGGGUAAUGAUGAACAUGAAAAAAAAAGGGUUGAAAUGA
Messenger RNA from Plasmopara halstedii, 525 nucleotides. Its product is annotated as RxLR-like protein. The transcript has a single exon. NCBI's taxonomy places the organism in Eukaryota, Oomycota, Peronosporomycetes, Peronosporales, Peronosporaceae. The record is from RefSeq and is a predicted model, not a curated record. Bases 1 to 525 code for a protein of 174 amino acids.